This is a messenger RNA of Zophobas morio, 1012 nucleotides long. RefSeq names its product MORN repeat-containing protein 3-like. Bases 233 to 1012 code for a protein of 259 amino acids. The transcript has 3 exons. NCBI's taxonomy places the organism in Eukaryota, Metazoa, Arthropoda, Insecta, Coleoptera, Tenebrionidae. The record is from RefSeq and is a predicted model, not a curated record.
CUAUUUUUCAAAAUUACUUUCACACUUUUGUCAAACUAGUUUUUUUUGGGCAAAUAUUUUAAAAUUAAACAGUUAAAAAUAGUUUCAUGGGCAACAUUCAAGAAACUUAAGCGCACAACUAUCGAAAACUAUCGGUGUCAUCCCGUCUCCACUAUCGAUUCCUCCAACAUUAUGUGAAUGAGGACCAUAAAUCAUUUAGCAUUAUUAUGUUAUUGAUUAGUCGCUCUUAAAAAUGCCGUUCCUAAAAGAAAUGAAAAAGAUACCCAGAUCGGAAAUCCUAGAAACUAUGAGUAAAAAAAAAGGUCUGAGGCACGCAAUUUUUAAUACUGUAGGCGACAGGUAUAUUGGAGAAUGGAAAGAAGACGAAAAAACAGGAAAAGGUGCCUUAUUGACACGUUACAGACCAAAAAGAGAAAGACAACUAUAUGAAGGAGACUUUGAGCGCGGCUUUCGUCACGGUUUCGGGGUUUUGGCUUACGAAAAUGAAGAUCACGUUUUUCUGCUCGAAUAUAGGGGGAAUUGGAAAAGGGGUAGAAUGAACGGUUUUGGCUUAAGAAGAUACAGAGACGGCGGUGUUUACAUUGGAAACUGGAAACAUGGCAAGAGAGACGGUUACGGACUCAUGUGGUAUCCCAACGGUGAGUUUUAUGCUGGCGACUGGGUAAAGGAUAAAAGGCAAGGUUUGGGAAUGUUGAUCAGACCAGACACAAGUAGGUAUGAAGGAUGUUGGUACGAGGAUAUGAAGCAUGGAAAAGGCAUUUUCCUGCACCUUGUAACCGGUCAAAAGCAACAAGGUGUUUGGACCCGAGAUGUAUGUGUUUUCUGUACAUUUAAAGAUAUUCGAUACCGCCAAAGCGUUCGUCGUCCUACUAAAUACCCCAUACACCUGGUUAAACUGGUCGGCAUUGAUGAACUAUGCGAAACUUGGCAAAUGAAAGCUUUGCAAGAAAUAGUCCAAUCAUGUUUAACUCUUCACAAGAGUUUAUCCUCUGAAAUAAACCAAAUUCCAUAA